Messenger RNA from Saccharomyces kudriavzevii IFO 1802, 471 nucleotides. RefSeq names its product snoRNA-binding protein NHP2 (gene NHP2). Gene Ontology annotation, cellular component: nucleolus; box H/ACA snoRNP complex. Bases 1 to 471 code for a protein of 156 amino acids. The record is from RefSeq and is a predicted model, not a curated record. NCBI's taxonomy places the organism in Eukaryota, Fungi, Ascomycota, Saccharomycetes, Saccharomycetales, Saccharomycetaceae. The transcript has a single exon. Gene Ontology annotation, molecular function: box H/ACA snoRNA binding. Gene Ontology annotation, biological process: ribosome biogenesis; snRNA pseudouridine synthesis; rRNA pseudouridine synthesis.
AUGGGUAAAGACAGCAAAGAACACAAGGAAAGUAAAGAGAGCAAGACAGUGGACAACUACGAGGCCAGGAUGCCCGCAGUGUUGCCAUUCGCCAAGCCAUUGGCCUCCAAAAAAUUGAACAAGAAAGUCUUGAAGACUGUCAAGAAGGCCUCCAAGGCCAAGAAUGUCAAGAGAGGUGUGAAGGAGGUUGUUAAGGCCCUAAGAAAGGGUGAAAAGGGUUUAGUUGUUAUUGCCGGUGACAUUUCUCCAGCAGAUGUUAUUUCCCACAUCCCAGUUUUGUGCGAAGAUCACUCUGUUCCAUAUAUCUUCAUACCUUCCAAGCAAGAUUUAGGUGCUGCUGGUGCCACAAAGAGACCAACUUCUGUGGUCUUCAUUGUUCCAGGUAGCAAUAAGAAGAAAGACGGAAAGAACAAAGAAGAAGAGUACAAGGAAUCUUUCAACGACGUCGUCAAGGAAGUUCAAGCCUUAUAA